Messenger RNA from Engraulis encrasicolus (European anchovy), 1379 nucleotides. Its product is annotated as immunoglobulin domain-containing protein. The coding region runs from base 145 to 1017 and encodes 290 amino acids. Gene Ontology annotation, biological process: positive regulation of mast cell activation; positive regulation of natural killer cell mediated cytotoxicity directed against tumor cell target; positive regulation of immunoglobulin mediated immune response. The transcript is spliced from 5 exons. Lineage: Eukaryota; Metazoa; Chordata; Actinopteri; Clupeiformes; Engraulidae. Gene Ontology annotation, cellular component: external side of plasma membrane. The record is from RefSeq and is a predicted model, not a curated record.
CAGUAGCAACAAUAACGACAAGAAACAACUUAAGUUUAAAAAAAAAAAACGACAAGAAAUCAACUGAAAUGCUGUGUAGGCCUCAGUAGAGACAAGUAUGUGAAGAGAAGACAGACAGACGGGAAAUAUUGAAGAGAAGACAAAAUGGCUCAGGGACUAACACCCAGAAAGUCAAUCAUCUGUGCACUGAUGAUAUGUGUCUUCCCGCAUGCAGGAAUAUCCAACAAAGCACUAUUAUCCAUCUCUCAGACAACAGAGGGAGGCACCUUCCUUCUGACCUGUCGCCUGUCUCUGACUGGGGGCACCAAAGUGAGCCAGACAGGCUGGGCGAUGGUUGCUGGCCCCAACAACAGAACCAAUCUGGCGACUGACCACCCCCUGUUCGGCACGCACAUACUCCCCCAGUACCGAGAGCAGGUUCAGAUGGGGAGCGAGUCCUCCUCCGAGCCCAACACCACCACCACCACCAUCCUCAGGCUGACGGACUGGCAGACCAACCUGACUGAUCGCUUCUGCUGCGCAUUCCACACCUUCCCCUCCGGGAAGCUGGAGCGCUGCAUCAGCAUCCGUCAAAGCAACGCUGAGUCUGACGUGCUCACACCCCAGAAUGUGAUGGCCCAGAGUGACCAGAGGCUGGCAAGCCGUGUGAUAAUAUUGGCAGGAGGUGCCGUUCUGGCUCUCGGCCUCCUCAGCAUGUCUAUAUUCUUCUGCUGGAGGAGCAGCUUCAAAAGGUGGGGAGUAUUUGAAGUGGAGAGCGCACACUCAGCAGAGGCCCAGCCAGAAGCCGAGGUACAGGCUGAAAGCGCACCUCAGCCCACUGGCAAUCUGGGAUUCGACCCCUCCAAACUCUAUGCAAAAAUCAAACAAGACCUGUAUUAUGGGCGGCUGUGGAAGUCGUACCAGGGCAGGCCACAGACACGGGAGCCAGGAGGAGGACCACCGGCGACAGCACCCAGGAAGGUCUACUCUUUUGUGGGAGAGCAUUCACCUGCACAGAAGAACCAAGAGGAACCUUGAACAAAAAAUAUACAGUAGGCUAUAAAGAAAGAGUUCCGGUUUGACAAUUUGUAGCUUGUCGCUUUAAUGCUUUUGGACGCAACUGCACUUUGGUCUUUGUCUAUGUUUGCACACAGCAUUUCACAUGUACAGUAGGCUACAUGCUCAAAAGGACAGAUAUAAUUUCAUCUACAUGUUUUAUAUACUAUAUAAUAAUUGUCAUUGCUAUUAAUUGCUAAUUAUUAUCUUGAGGAACUUUUAACAUGCAAUGCAUGUUUUAAGAACAUUGCUGUAUUUACUGGGUGUUUAUGUUCAUUUAUAAGUCAGUAAUAAUGUGAUUCAAAAUGACUUGCAGGUAUGGCUGAGGUUGUGAUUAUUUAUUC